Messenger RNA from Caenorhabditis remanei, 435 nucleotides. RefSeq lists its product as uncharacterized. The record is from RefSeq and is a predicted model, not a curated record. NCBI's taxonomy places the organism in Eukaryota, Metazoa, Nematoda, Chromadorea, Rhabditida, Rhabditidae. The transcript has 5 exons. The coding region runs from base 1 to 435 and encodes 144 amino acids.
AUGGCAGACGAAAGCAAAGAAAUUUUAUCUUUAUUCGAAACCUCUAGGAAUAAAACAAAUCUAACAAGUGAAAGUACUUACUCUGUCGCUGGUGCUCUUCUACUCUCCGGAAAAUGGAUGAACGAUUGGUGGGAAAUCAGUUUGAGCAUAUUCCUUUGGAUGACUCUUUCUUUUAUGAUAAUAAGCCUUGGCGCCUCACUUCUCUCCCUUUUUACACUACGAAAGCACCCAUAUGUCUGCUUUAUUCCCAUUCCAUUUAUAAUAAUGAUGAUUGUUAUCCCUUUUGUCUUCGGUGCUCCCACUUCAAUGGUGUUAGCGUUGGCAAUGCAUGCCUCCAGAAAUGCUGUGAGCACAUGGUAUUGUGCAGUGAUGGGCAUCGUCCAAACGAUUCUGAUUUUUGUGAUAUCUGUGACACGAAUACACGCAACGCUCUGA